AUUUUGAUGCCCACAAACUGCGCUGAUAUAUACAAUAAAGGAAUAAAAGACAGUGGUCUUUAUGAAAUUGAUCCAGACGGAAAAGGAAGCUUCAAGGUGUUUUGUGAUAUGACAACAUCAGGUGGAGGAUGGACUGUAUUUCAACGUCGUCUUGAUGGAAGUGUUGACUUCUACCGAGGAUGGCAAGAUUACAAACAAGGUUUUGGUAACUUGAGCGGAGAAUAUUGGCUUGGUCUUGACAAAAUACACAGGACGACAAAUAUUUCACAAAAUGAACUUCGUAUCGACUUGGAAGAUACAUCUGGAAACACCAGAUACGCUCAUUAUGAUUCAUUUAAAGUCAGCAGCGAAAAUGAGAAGUACAAGUUGGAGGUUCGAGGUUAUGACGGUACAGCAGGAGACUCGUUGAAAAAACAUAACGGUAUGGCUUUCACCACCAAAGAUUCUGACAAUGAUAUUGAUUCAAAAGGUAAUUGUGCAGUAAAAUUCAAAGGAGCCUGGUGGUAUUGGGGUUGUCAUGAUUCCAAUUUGAAUGGUUUGUAUCAUUAUGGCGCACACACAUCGUUUGCUGAUGGAGUCAACUGGAAACAUUGGAAAGGAUAUGAUUAUUCACUGAAAUCAACAUCGAUGAAGAUACGACCACGUGAAUUUGGAAAAAAGAACUAA
Messenger RNA from Dendronephthya gigantea, 666 nucleotides. Its product is annotated as ryncolin-1-like. The transcript is spliced from 3 exons. The record is from RefSeq and is a predicted model, not a curated record. Bases 7 to 666 code for a protein of 219 amino acids. Lineage: Eukaryota; Metazoa; Cnidaria; Anthozoa; Malacalcyonacea; Nephtheidae.